This is a messenger RNA of Ziziphus jujuba (common jujube), 1460 nucleotides long. Its product is annotated as ankyrin repeat-containing protein BDA1-like. The record is from RefSeq and is a predicted model, not a curated record. The coding region runs from base 138 to 1460 and encodes 440 amino acids. The transcript is spliced from 2 exons. Lineage: Eukaryota; Viridiplantae; Streptophyta; Magnoliopsida; Rosales; Rhamnaceae. Gene Ontology annotation, molecular function: protein binding.
AAAAAGACUUUCAGGUUCUUCCAGUAAAUUUCCUAAACUGUCAUAACUCAUAUGAAUAUUUGGUCAAACAGACUUAUAAUUCUGAGAGUUCGGAAUUCGGAAGAAAAAGAACCUGAAAAUCUUCCUGUUUCACUAAGAUGGAUAUGAGGCUUUUCCAGGCAGCUGAAACUGGAAAUAUCAAUUUGUUACACCACCUGCUAGCACAAAGCUCCUCUAUACUCCAUACCGUCGCUCUAACUUCAAACGAAAAUCCUCUACACAUUGCUUCUACAGCAGGCCAUGUUGAAUUUGUUAAGGAGAUGGUAAGGUUGAAACCCAGUUUUGCCAAAGAAGUAAAUCAGGAUGGUUUUAGCCCCAUUCACUUGGCUUCUGCUAUAGGCCAUUUGGAGAUUGUGAAGGAGCUGCUGAAAGUUGACCAAGAACUCUGCAGAUUAGAAGGAAGGAACCAAUGGACAGCUCUUCAUUAUGCAGCAAGCAGAGGGAGGGUAGACAUCAUUCGAGAAAUGCUAUUAGCUUGUCCUGAAAGUAUUGAAGAUGUGAAUGUGCACAAAGAAACUGCUUUGCACCUUGCAGUUAAGAACAGCCAAUUUAAAGCAAUUCAUUUCAUGAUCAAUUGGAUCACAGGAAUGAAAAAGGAUGAGAUUUUGAACAUGAAGGAUGAACUUGGAAAUUCAAUUCUUCACCUUGCAACAUGGAGAAAACACCGCCAGGUUAUAGAAUGGGUACUUGGCAAUACUGCAGCUAACGCAAGAGAUGGAUUCGUAAAUGCUGUAAACCAGAGCGGUCUGACUGCUCUUGAUAUUCUACUCAUAUUCCCAAGUGAAGCAGGUGAUAGAGAAAUUGAGGACAUCCUAAGGCAUGCUGGAGGUAGGAGAGCAAAUGAUACAGCUCACCCUGCUGUACCUGUCACUGUUGCUGACAAUCGAACCGCGGUAAAUGAUGGCUGGAGAAUAUCAAAUUUUUUCUCAGGUGAUUUGGUGAAGUACUUCAAGUUCAGAAGGGGCAGAGAUUCUCCAAGCGAUGCUCGAACUGCACUUCUAGUUAUAGCAGUAUUGGUGGCAACAGCAACAUUUCAAGCUGGACUCAACCCUCCAGGAGGUGUUUGGCAGGAAACAGACUUGACUGGGCCUCCCAACAAACCAGCACAUUUAGCAGGGAGGUCCAUUAUGGGAUCUUAUAGUUCAGCUGCAUAUCUCUUGAUAAUGGUUCCAAACUGUAUUGGGUUCUCAGUGUCUCUUUUUGUUAUCAGCAUCCUCAUAAGUAAUUUUCCUCUAGAGUGGGAGUUCCAAGUCUGUAUCUGUGCUCUCUACUUUACUUAUAACACUGCAAUUACUUUCAUGGCACCAAAAAGCUUAAAGGCCUUCCUCAUUGCAUUUUCAUCAGCUUUGCCAGGUGCCAUGCCAUUGGUAAUUAGGUUGGUUAGGCUAUUUUUAAGGACCAUCAGGAAAAGACUAUUCUAA